UAAUGUUACUGUGUUUAUCGGCACAAGCGUUUGCUGCAUGGAGGGGGCACUGUGGCAAUUCAACCAUAUUUACCCGUGUAAUCAACGGUGAUGUUGCAGAACAUGGAAAGUGGCCCUGGAUGGUUAGAACUAAUUACCAUAACAAUUUGUCUAACCCCAGCCAAUAUAUACCAUGGUGCGGUGGUUCGCUGAUUAGCGAUCAGUGGAUACUGAGUGCCGCCCACUGUAGUCAUCCCGAGAUAAAAUCCGUCACUUUUGGUGAUUAUAAUAUUAAUGAACGCGAAGGCACUGAACAUAUCGCAAACAUCAGUGAACAUCACGUACACCCUGGUUAUAAUAACACAAAUAUGCGUGAUGAUAUCGCCCUGCUCAAGUUAAGCGAACCACUAGAUCUAAUUGAUAAGCAUAGACUUUUUGAGCCAAUUUGCCUGCCAUGGGCUGACACGACACUUGGUUUGGGGACUAAGUGCACGGCCACCGGUUGGGGAAGCACCGUGGCCGCAUAUUAUGUCCUCUCAAACGAAUUGCAAGAGGUCGAAUUAGCAAUCGCUAGUAAUUCUACUUGUAAUUGGGAUGCCAAGCUAAUUUUUCAGCAAAAUAAGCAAUUGUGCGCCGUGAAUCAUGAUAGUAGUAAACAUACUUGUAAAGGUGACAGUGGAGGACCCCUAAGCUGUCGACUUGGGGAGGUUGGCUGGGUGUUGGAAGGUGUUUAUUCUUGGGGUAACUGCUUGGAUAAUCCGGAUGUAUUUACUCGCGUAUCCGCUUAUAUACCAUGGAUUCAACGUGCAAAG
This is a messenger RNA of Medioppia subpectinata, 791 nucleotides long. The record is from the annotation of a GenBank genome assembly. NCBI's taxonomy places the organism in Eukaryota, Metazoa, Arthropoda, Arachnida, Sarcoptiformes, Oppiidae.